Theobroma cacao (cacao) is the source of this 3098-nucleotide messenger RNA. RefSeq names its product pentatricopeptide repeat-containing protein At2g03380, mitochondrial-like. The record is from RefSeq and is a predicted model, not a curated record. Gene Ontology annotation, molecular function: RNA binding; protein binding. Gene Ontology annotation, biological process: RNA modification. NCBI's taxonomy places the organism in Eukaryota, Viridiplantae, Streptophyta, Magnoliopsida, Malvales, Malvaceae.
GGUAAAUCGCUUUGUAAUGCUUAAGCAGUCCAACAAGUUGGGCCAGCGGGAAUAUAGGGCUUCAAUCAUAUUAAUGGACGGCAAAGGAUAACAGUUGGAUACAUUGUAUGAAAAGCUACCCUGUCCCUGGUCAAUUAUCAUGACUGUGUUUGCAUAAUUGCGUCAGUGAUUUUUGUUUCCUUCUUCGCCGUUAUCGUCAUCAAAGAAGAAAAGGAUUUUUCUAUAAGGGUUGGGGAGAAGAUUCUGAAAGAUUUUUAAGGUUGCGAAGGACUUCGUUAACGUGUAUAAGCAGCCUACUGCAGUUUGCCUCCACCCCGGCGUUUCUUCCUCUUAAAAACGCCAAAUGAAUCCAUGAUCCAAUUUUCGUAAAUUAACACAUCCCAGAAAAUGCUAGAUCUCCAGCAUCACGCCCUGGAAUUGGACAGAAAAUGCUGCCAGCAAUAACCAGAGAAUCCACCAGGGUUCACAAACAACUAUUCCAUUUACCAACUGGGCUAUCAUUUGUAAUCGGCAAACCCAUUUCGACCCUCUCCCAAAACUCAAACCCACCUCAUAAAUGCACUGCCCAAGCUGACAAAACCUUUCAUCUAACGAAUAUCUCUUCUUUGCCACAGUCAUUCAAUCAUCAAAAUCUUUUGCGUAGCUCCCUAUUUUCUCAACUUAAGUCACCUUCAAAUCUUUCUGAUGCCAAAAGAUUACAUGCUCUUUUGAUUGUCAAUGGAUUGUUUAACCCCAGUAAUACUGAUAGAGUCCUUGGUUCACAGCUUGUCAAUGUGUACGUAACCUUUGGCUGUUUACAAUAUGCACUUUUUGUGUUUGAUCAGCUGCCCCAAAGGACUAAUCUUGCUUGGAACGGAAUUCUUAGAGGUUUUCUUGACGUGGGUCGUUUUUUCAAGGCAAUUGAAUUCUAUCACUUGAUGAUUAGUCAAGGGCUGAUUCCUGAUAAUUUCACUUACCCACUUGUUUUAAAAGCUUGUAUUGAGUUGAAUGAUCUUGAAGAAGGUAAGAAGGUUCGAGAUUUUAUUCUGUGGAAUGGGAGUUAUAUGAAAUGCAACGCUUAUGUUGAAUGUGCCAUGAUAGAUAUGUUUGCCAAGUGCGGUAGUCUAAGUGAAGCACGACAGAUUUUUGAAGGAAUAAAAGAGAAAGAUUUAGCUUGCUGGAGCGCAAUGAUAUGUGGGAAUGUGCAGAGUGGAGAAUGGUUAGAGGCAUUGUCACUAUUUAGAAGGAUGAGAUUAGAAGGGCUAAGACCUGAUUCAGUUAUUAUGGCAGCUAUUCUUCCAGCUUGUGGCAGACUGGAAGAUUUGAAAAUGGGAAUGACCCUUCAAGGAUGUGCUAUAAGGAGUGGUUUACAGAGUGAUUUGUAUGUUUCUAAUGCUCUGAUGGAUAUGUACUGCAAAUGCGGUGCCACUCAUUCUGCCUACUCUAUAUUUUGUGACAUUAAGAAUAAGGAUGUAGUCUCUUGGAGUACCUUGAUUGCUGGUUAUUCACAGAAUUGCCAGUACCACAAGAGUUUUCACCUGUAUCUCAUGAUGAAGGAUGCAGAAAUAAGAACGAAUGCCAUUGUUGCAGCAAGUGUUCUUCCAGGAUUGGCCAAACUCAAAUUAGUAAAGCAGGGAAAGGAGAUGCAUGGCUACAUCCUAAAACAAGCUUUUGAAUCUGAUGUUGUUGUAGGAAGUGCACUGAUUGAUAUGUAUGCCAAUUGUGAUUCAAUGAUAAAAGCAGAGCACAUUUUUAGAAUUAUGUCACAUAGGGACGUCACAAUAUGGAAUUCUACAAUUGUAGGAUAUUCUUUGAAUGGUGAGGUUGAUACCGCAUUUUGGACUUUUCAGAAAAUAUGGGAUUUCAAUCUCAAACCAAAUUCCAUAACCCUGGUUAGCAUUCUUCCAAUUUGCACAAAAAUUGGAAGUCUCAAACAUGGGAAAGAAAUCCAUGGCUAUGCAAUCAGAAGCAGUCUUGCGACAGCAGUCUCUGUUGGCAAUUCUCUAAUAGAUAUGUACUGCAAAUGUGGGAGCCUUAAACUUGGAGUAAGCAUUUUCAAUCAGAUGAAGGAGAAAAAUAUUGUGACAUUUAACACAAUAAUCUCUGCUCAUGGGAUAUAUGGACUUGGAGAACACGUUUUUCAAUUCUUUGAGCAAAUGAAGGAGGCAAGAAUUAGACCCAAUAAAGUCACAUUUAUUGCACUCUUGACUGCUUGCAGUCAUGCCGGUCUAGUUGAUAGAGGCUGGUCGUUGUAUCAGUCCAUGAUAUAUGAUUACAAUAUUCCACUAGACAUGGAACACUACUCAUGCAUUGUGGACCUUCUUGGUAGAGCAGGGCACCUUGAUGAUGCCUACGAUCUAGUCAAAAGAAUGCCAGUGGAACCGGACAUGAAUGUUUUGGGAAGUUUACUUGGUGCCUGCAGAGUUCAUAAUAAGGUUGAGCUGGCUAGGUGUUUAGAGAAGCACAUUUUACAGAAAGAGCAGAAAGAUUCAGGCCAUUAUACUCUGUUAUCCAAUAUAUAUGCUUCCAGCGGAAGAUGGAAAGAUGCACUGAAGGUCAGAACGAUGAUAAAAGAGAAGCAUCUGCCAAAGAGACCUGGAAGUAGCUGGAUUCAGGUAGGUUCCAGUAUUUAUAUGUUCCAUGCUGCACAAUCCAAAUUAAAUAACCAUCAACACAUUCUGGAAAACCUGUUUCUGGAGAUGAGGAAUGAAGGAUAUAAGCCUGAUCCAAGUUUCUCGUCCGAUGAUAUUCUGCAUGAUGUUAAUGAUCUAAUGAGUUUCGAUGCCGGCUGAAACGGUCAACAAUUCAAUGCGCACAAGCAAAACAGAUCAUGUAGGAAGUAUCAACCACCAGGAGACUUCAGGGUGGGCAAUCAUUCAAAAAAGUUGAAAAGGGGGUGCAAACAAUCUACAUUUGAGAAUGAUUAUGCUAAGGAUGAACUAAUUUCAAGUCUGGCGAGCUUAGUACAAUUUGAGUUUAGAUUGGUUCCUGCUGCUAAGAUUCAUCUCUAUAUUUUGAAAUGUACAGUUCACAAAUUUCCACUGUCAAAAUAUUUCUUGUUCCAAUAAGAAACUUCAAGCAUAUACUAUUGUUUUGCUAGAUUUACAGGCUUGCCGACA